GCCGAGGCAGGGCAGGGCAGGGCAGGGCAGGGCAGGGCUGGGGUCGGCCCCUUCCCUCCGUGCCCGGGCGGGGGAGGAGGAGCUGCCCGCGCCGCAGGGGGGUGGCCGCCCCGCUCCCCGCCGGGCGAGGCGAAGCCCCCGCGGCGCUGCUGGCGCGGCGGCGGCGGCUGGUGCCGGUUGGCGGCGGUUGGCGGCGGCGCCCGCCGGGGCUGAGGGAGUGACUGCCCGCCCCCCAUGCGGCGCACGCUCCGCGCUUUCUGCGCGCCGCCGCCGAGUUUGUUUUCUUUGUGGGCGGGUUCGGUGCCGGGAGCGGCUCGGCUCGGCGAUGCGGUGGCCGCGCAGGGGCUGCUGAGGCGGCCGCGGGGAGCCGGAGCGCGCGAGCGGCCCCAUGGAGGAGCGGGAGGGCGAGGUGCGCUGGGACGGGCUGUGCAGCCGCGACGCCGCCGCCCGCGCCGCCGCGCUGGACACCAUCGGGCAAGCCGUGCUCCGCUGCAGCGAGACCGUCGCGCCCGCCGCGGCGGCGGCGGCGGCAGCAGCGGCGGCGCCUGCCCGCGCCGCCACUGGGCUCCUGGCUCCCGCCGCCGCCGCCCGGGACGGGCUGAGCGCGGCGCUGGCCCGCCUGCUCAUGCUCUCCAAGCGCUGCCCCUUCCGCGACGUGCGGGAGAGGAGCGAGGCCAUCCUCGGCAGGGUGCAGGAACUUGGAAUACGAAUUCCUAGACCACUGGGACACGGACCAAGCAGAUUCAUCCCAGAGAAGGAGACCAUUCAAGUGGGAAACGAAGACGCCAUGAUGCACACGCUGUUUGCAGAUUCUUUUGCUACAUUGGGCCGAUUGGACAAUGUUACCUUGGUGAUGGUUUUCCACCCACAGUAUCUUGAAAGCUUUCUAAAAACUCAGCACUAUCUACUGCAGAUGGAUGGUCCACUCCCUCUUCAUUACCGACACUACAUCGGGAUAAUGGCUGCGGCAAGACAUCAGUGCUCUUACCUUGUUAACCUCCAUGUGAAUGACUUCCUUCAUGUUGGUGGAGACCCCAAAUGGUUGAAUGGCUUGGAAAACGCACCUCAAAAACUGCAAAAUUUAGGAGAACUGAACAAAAUGUUGGCUCACCGACCCUGGCUCAUCACCAAAGAGCAUAUUGAGCAACUUUUGAAGACUGAAGAGAACAGCUGGUCCCUGGCAGAGCUGAUUCAUGCAGUAGUUCUCCUCACACACUACCACUCCCUUGCUUCCUUCACGUUUGGAUGUGGAAUCAGUCCAGAGAUUGACUGUGAAGGUGGUCACACUUUCAGGCCCCCUUCCGUCAGUAACUAUUGUAUAUGUGAUAUUACAAAUGGUUACCAUGGGAUGGAUGAGAAUCAGGCCAGCCCUGCUGGAAGUAUUCCAAUUACAGAGUCUGUCUGUGAAGUUGAAGCUCUUAUGGAGAAAAUGAAGCAGCUACAGGAGUGCAGAGAUGAAGAAGAAGCCAGCCAAGAAGAGAUGGCUACACGUUUUGAAAGAGAGAAGAGAGAAAGCAUGUUUGUGUGCUCUUCAGAAGAUGAAGAAUCGGCACCAGCAAGAGAUGUGUCUCGCCACUUUGAGGAUACCAGCUAUGGUUACAAAGACUUUUCCAGGCACGGAAUGCAUGUGCCCACCUUUCGCGUCCAGGAUUAUUCCUGGGAAGACCAUGGCUAUUCCUUGGUUAAUCGUCUUUACCCAGAUGUGGGACAACUACUUGAUGAAAAGUUUCAUAUUGCUUAUAAUCUGACUUACAACACAAUGGCCAUGCACAAAGAUGUGGAUACCUCAAUGCUAAGACGAGCUAUUUGGAACUAUAUUCAUUGUAUGUUUGGAAUAAGAUAUGAUGAUUAUGACUAUGGUGAAAUUAAUCAGUUGUUGGACCGCAGCUUUAAAGUUUAUAUCAAGACUGUGGUUUGCACUCCCGAAAAGACCACAAAAAGAAUGUAUGACAGCUUUUGGAGGCAGUUCGAACACUCUGAGAAGGUCCAUGUUAAUUUGCUUCUGGUAGAAGCUCGGAUGCAGGCUGAACUACUUUAUGCUCUGAGAGCUAUUACUCGCUAUAUGACCUGAUGCCUCCGGCCGCCCGUCGACAUUGGAAUGUUCCACGGCUGCAGGAUGGCAGAGGAAGCUACAAAGCCUCAGGACCAAUGGUAGCUAUAAAUUCAGACGCCCAUUGUGCCAUAACUCCUUUAGUUUCAGCUAUUUCAGUGUUUGGAAUAUCACUGCUGUCACCACUAGGCAGUGAACGCUUGGCAGUUGAAAAGAUAGAGUUGUGCAGAAGUGCUGCCUGAUCAUGGUAUUUUGGCUUUAGACAGCACGGGACACUCUUAUGAACUUGUGGCAAUAUAGCAAAUGAUAGAUAUAUAAAUCUUGUAUUAAGGCAAAUACAACAGGAGUUGGAGUGUGAAAAGAAGUGGGACUUGAUGAAAUUUGCUUUCCCUACAAGAGUAAUUCUAGAAAAUCUUGAUGCUGCUAUUUGUGCUGGUGGAGUGAACAGAUGCAGGCUGUUCCAGUUAAGCUAAAAGUGAAAGUGAGCACUGCUAUUGUCUGAGCCUUUAUUGUGUGUGGUUUCAAAAAAGCCUUGUUAUUUAGCUUUAUUUUUUAAUCAGAACUAAACCUCCUCUGUCCACACUGACAAUUUGGAAGAUAGCAGUCAAUUUGCUCAUGUAGUAUAGCCUUAAAAUGCUAUAGGACAUUUGUUCAGCAUUGUUUGGUGAGCUCCAAAGUGCAAUGGUCUUCCUAUGGAAAGAAGAGGAUUUCAGUCCUCAGAGCUUUUUAGAUGUCUAACUACAUGAAGUGUCACAUAGCUCCUUCUCCUGUUUUUCAAGGAUGAACUGAUACCUGUCCAGGAGCUAGGACAAAGUAUGGGAAUGUCGUUCUAGACUGCCACACGGUCCUACUGCAUUACAUGCCCAAUGCUGGUCUUACCGAUUUUUGCAGUUGCUUAAAUAACUAGGCUAAAAACAUCUAUUUUUAGUAAAUCAAAACAUGAUUAAAAUGCUGACGUUCAAUAUAAAGUGGUUUUGGAGAACACAUGAAUACUUUUGUAUGAGUGUGAAUUGCUUUAUAAAUUUGUCAGUAUUGGUAUUUUUUAAAUAAAGGGUAACAACUUUU
Dromaius novaehollandiae (emu) is the source of this 3115-nucleotide messenger RNA. It is a transcript of the gene SESN1, whose product is annotated as sestrin 1. The transcript has 10 exons. The coding region runs from base 389 to 2071 and encodes 560 amino acids. Gene Ontology annotation, biological process: cellular response to L-leucine; cellular response to leucine starvation; negative regulation of TORC1 signaling. The record is from RefSeq and is a predicted model, not a curated record. Lineage: Eukaryota; Metazoa; Chordata; Aves; Casuariiformes; Dromaiidae. Gene Ontology annotation, cellular component: nucleus. Gene Ontology annotation, molecular function: L-leucine binding; oxidoreductase activity, acting on peroxide as acceptor.